AGCAGCAGCAGCAGCAGCUAAAAAUUAAACAAUAACAAUCGACCGUACAUAAAUGACGUGACAAAAGAAUGUUUUAUUCUGGCUAUUUUUUUUUAUUUUAAGAAUUAAAAUUCUUGUUCAUUAUAAAGCAUAGAAAAUAGUAAAAGUUUCAAUUUCAUUUUGCUUCUGACUGACAUUUGGUGACACCGGUCAUUACAUUUGUUCGGUUUCGGUAACAUCAUCAUCAAAUCAAUGAAUAAUCAACAAAAAAAUUCAUCACGAUGAUGGCGAAUAAUAAAGAUGUACAUUUAUUACAUCGUUUAAAUUCAAAUAUGACCAAUUUGAUUACAAAUAAUCAUGAUAUAUUUGUAGAUGAUUUGCAUUUUUGUAAAGUGAUUCUUUAUAAAGAAAUCAAUGAUACCAGCAUUCACAUAUGGGACCUAAUUAUAUUCAUUCCGAAUAUUCUAUUCCUUCUUUAUAUGAUAUGGCAUUCACAAUCGGCUAAAGAUCGUGUACGACAAUUGAAAAAUUUUCCAAUUUUAAGAAAUUUCUACAUUUUCAUCUAUUUAUGUAUCAUUAUAUCAUCAAUACGAUGUAUAAUUUCAUCGUUGAUGAAAGUACAUACAUUUGGUGGCGAUCUUACCGACAAGAUAUUCUGGGUGAUUGUACGAUUUUUUCUACUUUCCACCGAGAUAUCUGUACUUGUAUUCGGUUUAUUUGCUGGUCAUCUUGAUGUUCGACAAUCAAUACGUCGUAUAUUGACCAUUACAUUAAUGUUAUCAUUAAUAUAUUCAAUAUGUCAAGGUUCAUUUGAAAUUAUUGCUCCAGAUUCAUCAUUCUAUAUACAUUCAAAAUCAUAUUAUUUAUUUGGACAUGGUGGAAUGAUAUUCUGGUUUGGCACUUGUUUUCUUUCAUUCAUCAUUUAUUUGAUCGUUGUACUAUUACCAUGGUCACCAUGUCGUCAUCGUCUUUUGUUACCAACCAAAAAAUCAUUCUAUUUUUAUGCAGCAACAUUAUCGACACUGAAUCUGAUACAAGCAAUCGGUGCAUUAUUGUUCUAUUUAAAUGUACCAGAAGGAUUAUGUAUUGUGGAUGCGACAACAUAUUUAUAUUUUACAUUCUUCACACCACUUGUUUAUUUUAUAUUUUUAUCACCAUUUUUAGCUGCUAGUACUACGAAUCAAGUUUCAUCAGCAUUAGUUACAACAACAGCCGGUAUUGAAUCAUCUACACAUCAUCAUCAUUCAAAUUCGAAUCGUCCUAUUGUACCAUUAACACGGCCAACAAAUCUAUUCAAUCAAAAUGUUCGUGGUGCAGUGAAUUUUUCUUAUCGGCCACAAAUUGAUGAUGAUGAAUUAUUGGAUAAUGAAGAUGAAUUUGCCAAUAGUUUUGGAAGUUUUACAGGUGGUGCAUUACAUUUUGAUCAUUAUGAUGGUGGUCCAUAUGCACAACAACAACAACAACAACAUGGUAGCCAUGGAUAUCUAGUUUAUGGUGGCAAUGGCAAUAGAGGAAUUCCAAGAGAUUUUUCUACAUUCUCAAUACAAACUACAGCCAGUAAUAUAAAUUCACCAAAUGUUUCCGGUUUGUUGGAGAAUCAAAAUAUUGAUUUAAAUCGAUCGGAAAAAAAUCGACGUGAUAAUGAUGAUCAAUCGAAAAAUGAUGAUGAUGAUGAUGAUGAUGAUCGUCGUGUUAUUAAUACAACUGAAAUGAUAAAUACCAAAGAUCAUUUAUUAAUUGAAUCUCAUAUGCUUCAAGAACAAAAACCUAGAUUAACAAAUGAUAAUCAAUGUGAUGAUGAAAAAAUUCAAAAAUCAGAAUGCACAGAACAAUGAACGAAUAUAUAGUAUAGAAUAUUAUUUUUUAUAUGUGUAAUAUAAAGACCUGGCGCCAACUAUCGUUACAAGAUUGAAACUCAUAUCCACUGAAAAAAAUAAUGUAGAUGGCAGCACGGUGUUUAUCAUCGAUGCAUUUUCCAAAUUAAAAAUUUUUUUUGUUUGUUUGUUUGUUUUUGUUUUCGAAAAAAAAGUCAACAACAUUUCU
Molecule: messenger RNA, 2022 nt
Organism: Dermatophagoides farinae (American house dust mite)
Lineage: Eukaryota; Metazoa; Arthropoda; Arachnida; Sarcoptiformes; Pyroglyphidae
Product: transmembrane protein adipocyte-associated 1 homolog
Biological process (GO): G protein-coupled receptor signaling pathway
Cellular component (GO): plasma membrane
Molecular function (GO): G protein-coupled receptor activity
Source: RefSeq, a predicted model, not a curated record